AUGUCCAUUACACCGGCGCUAAAGGCAUCUGCAAGGUCAGCAUACCGUGACCUACUCCGUGCGUCUGCGGUGACGUUCUCUGGAGAUGCUCCAGUUCGCCAAGCCUUCAAGGUCAAAAUGCGCACUCAGGACCUCGCGCUGACCUCGGAACAGGCAAAUGCUCCAGCAGAGCUGCAAGGGAAGAUUACCCUUGCCAGGGAUAUUGCCACCAUUCUUCGAAAGAACAUAGUGCAAGCCAGGAAAGUUGAAGGGCAAGACACAUGGAGGCUUCAGUUCACCAAGGAUACUGAGCUUGGAGAUAAUGAAUCUAUCAAAGAACCUCCACCAGUGUCUGACCGCCAGGCCCGCAGGCGAGAGAAAGGUGGACCGAGUUCUCCAGAAACUGCUGCUCCGCCUGACCGCCAAAUUCCCCGGAAUUACUCUACGUUGAAGAAAGCAUCCAAGUCGCGUACUGUACCUGAACUGAAGGAAGAGGAUAUUGAAGAGUCUUUCGUUCGCGGUAGCGGCCCCGGUGGUCAAUCUAUUAAUAAGACCGAGAACAACGUUCAGCUGCUUCAUAAACCUACUGGAAUUCGUGUGUCGUGCCAAGAGACAAGGUCGCUGCAAACCAACCGAAUGUUAGCGCGGCGACGACUUACAGAAAAGCUUGAUGUGAUCGAAAACCCCGGCAUCUCGAAGGCUGAAAUGGGAGCAGCCAAGCAGAGAGAAAGGGAACGUCGGCGCCGGAAGAAAGCCAAGAAGAGGCAAAAAGCCAAACAAGAGGAUUUAGAAGAAGAAGAUAGUGAAGAUUAA
Messenger RNA from Coniophora puteana RWD-64-598 SS2, 792 nucleotides. RefSeq lists its product as uncharacterized. Gene Ontology annotation, cellular component: mitochondrion. The transcript has 7 exons. NCBI's taxonomy places the organism in Eukaryota, Fungi, Basidiomycota, Agaricomycetes, Boletales, Coniophoraceae. Bases 1 to 792 code for a protein of 263 amino acids. Gene Ontology annotation, biological process: mitochondrial respiratory chain complex III assembly; translational termination. The record is from RefSeq and is a predicted model, not a curated record. Gene Ontology annotation, molecular function: translation release factor activity.